AACCAUCGUUCGGGGCAAUGAAUUUUCUUCACUUUCAAUUCGAAACUCGACCAGGUCGGAAGUAGUCCAAAAAAAAUUAUUAAAAGUGAAGAAAAAUCUCAAAAAUUUCAUCAAGUUUUGAAACAGUAAGAGUUUUGGCGAAACUAUUUCCGGAAAAAACGUGAAAAAUUUGGGAGUUUCCUGACUGAUCAACUUUAUUGAAGCGGAAGGAAGAAAGAUUUUCCAUUCGUCAAGGACUUUUGGGAGUUGAAGGCCGUCCGUUCCUUUGGAUUUUGCGGACCCAGAUUAAAUCGAUAUUCAGAACAUUCCGGAACGUUUGUGCUAGUCGGAAGAAACCGGAAGACCGCAGAACAAAAUGUGUGAUCCGUGCUGUGCCCCCUGCGAUCCCUGCUAUCCGUGCUAUCCUUGCUCACCCCGUUCCGCUUCCUACCUUUGCUGGUGGAAACGCCCCCUGAUCGUAUUCGAUAGCACUGACACGGUGCACUAUAGCUGGAAUCUACGUCGCAAGGAACCCAAUAUUCCGGAUAUCCGUUACGAAGAAAUGUACUGUCGCGGAAAGCGCUUGUAUACUUCAAAGCUUUUCAUCAUCCACCAAGUGCACAACUUCCUUAUCCGAUUCCCAAAGGGUCCCUGUCCUCCGCCAUGCGUACCCGGAAGCCUCUGCGAUCCCUGCGUUCCGAAAACCUACACGGCCCAUGACCUGAACUGUAUGCCCCAAUGCCGAUCGGUUUGUCCCCCGGUCAUCUGCGGUCCCCGAUACAUCACAGUCCAGCAACCGCCAAGAGUCGUAGCCCAGCGGAAGAUCAUGAACUGUUGCCGCACCGUAGUGGAUAAGCACGUAGUCCCGCGGAACAAAACCAUCGUGGAGCCCAAAAUCAUCUACCAGCCUAGGACUUACGUGGAACCCUGCAUCAUCUACCGGAAGCGGGUGGUUCCAGAUCCCAAGAUCUUGUACUACAAACGCAUUGUCCCGGAUCCCAAGAUCGUCUGUACCCCCAGGACCAUUGUCGAACCCAAGGAAAUUUGCACUACGAUGGUUUGCCAACCGAAACCGCAGAUCGUCCAGAUUCCUCCGCCAACAAACUACUGCUGCGUGCCUACUUGUACCGAGUUCACUAAACCUCCUAAAUGCUCCCCGUGUGAUCCAACUUGCGGAACACUCAAACGAUGCUAGGUGCAAUAACGGCUGAGGAACUCCGAAAGAGCAGAGGUACCGGCCCGAACCUGCAAAAGCCGUGAACUCCGGGGAGGAAUUCUCAUUGCCAACUGCGAGUGCCUGAAGCGAAAUGGUCUUCAGCAUGAUUGUCCCCGCACAGAAUGUCAAGGUAAACCAUGCUGCCUGACCAAACCGGAAGCCACUUGUUGUCCGAGUACCUGGGCCCGCCGAUUCCGGAACGUCACCAUGGGCAACAAAAGCAAUCCGGUGUGUCCCAAAAACUGCCGCGUUUCGACGGUGGGCAGCGGUUGUAAUCCAUGUGGCGUUGAUUGCUGUACCCCGCCGCCUUGUGGACCUUGUGGCCCGUGCGGACCUUGUGGACCUUGCCCACCUUGUGGACCCUGCCCUCCGUGUGGUCCUUGCGGUCCCUGUGGCCCGGUUUGUGACCCAAGCUGCCCUACCGUCGGGGACCCGUGUGGCUGUAUUCCUCAGGGUGACUGUGGACCAGUUGGACUUCCUACGCCGAACUGUAUGCCUUGCUAUAAUCCUUGCACUCCGAGUGUUCCUCCCCCUUGCGGUGAUUUGUGUGCGCCGUACCCGGCCUGUGGACCCUGCUGUUAGUUCCCUAGGAUAAAAAAAACCUCCCGUAUCCCGUAGCAAAGCCCCCAAUCAUCAGCGUCAUUAGUGCCAAUAAUGCCAUACCACAACAAAACAAGGACCUGGUCGUCGUGGUCAGUCGUCGUGUAUUGUAGCUGCCACCUCAUGCGUAGUUUCGAGCACCCAUACCAACCAAAUCAGCAUCUUGCGAAACAAGCCUUUGCUGAUUAAAAAUAACAUUGUGCACUAACUUACUAAAAUGGGAACACCUUUCCUAGUUUAUGAACGCAAACUAACUACUAUCCAAUAAAGUUGUAUGUAAUGGACUCUCAAA
Molecule: messenger RNA, 2087 nt
Organism: Uranotaenia lowii
Lineage: Eukaryota; Metazoa; Arthropoda; Insecta; Diptera; Culicidae
Product: keratin-associated protein 16-1-like
Exons: 7
Source: RefSeq, a predicted model, not a curated record